AUGUAUUUUGAUUUAAGAGAUUUCUAUUGGUGGCCGGGUAUGAAGCGAGAUGUGGCUAGGUAUGUGAGUGAGUGCCUUACUUGCUUACAAGUGAAAGCCGAUCAUAAGAAGCCACCCGGAUUAUUAGUGCAACCCGAGGCCCCCGAAUGGAAAUGGGAACACAUUGCAAUGGACUUCAUAACGAAGUUACCGAAGACAAGAAGUGGUCGCGAUACAAUUUGGGUGAUAGUUGAUCGGUUAACGAAGUCGGCUCAUUUCGUGGCCAUUCGUGAAACCGAUGGUGUUGACACCUUAGCUCGUUUGUACAUCAAGGAAGUGGUGUCUAAACAUGGAGUUCCGGUUUCUAUCAUCUCCGAUAGAGAUUCCCGGUAUAACUCGAAUUUAUGGAGGGCCUUUCAUCGUGCAAUGGCUUGGGCGGAGAUCGGUGAAAGCCAACUCAUUGGACCGGAGAUUGUGGUGGAAACAACAAAGGUGAUCUACCAAAUCAAGGAGAGAUUGCAAUUGGCCCGUGAAAGACAAAAGAAGUAUGCCGAUGUGAGGCGGCGACCGCUAGAGUUUGAAGCGGGGGAUUAUGUAUUGUUGAAGGUGUCGCCAUGGAAGGGUGUUAUCCGUUUUGUGAAGAGAGGCAAACUCGGGCCAAGGUAUAUCGGUCCUUUUAAGAUUAUUGAACGGGUUGGGAAGGUUGCUUAUCGGUUGGAAUUGCCACAAGAACUUGGGGGAGUACAUGAUGUCUUCCACAUUUGCAACCUACGCAAAUGCUUGGCGGACCCGACAAACAUGUGCCUAUGA
Erigeron canadensis is the source of this 789-nucleotide messenger RNA. RefSeq lists its product as uncharacterized. Gene Ontology annotation, molecular function: nucleic acid binding. The transcript has 2 exons. Gene Ontology annotation, biological process: DNA integration. The record is from RefSeq and is a predicted model, not a curated record. The coding region runs from base 1 to 789 and encodes 262 amino acids. NCBI's taxonomy places the organism in Eukaryota, Viridiplantae, Streptophyta, Magnoliopsida, Asterales, Asteraceae.